Lytechinus variegatus (green sea urchin) is the source of this 4647-nucleotide messenger RNA. Its product is annotated as P-selectin-like. The record is from RefSeq and is a predicted model, not a curated record. The coding region runs from base 168 to 3827 and encodes 1219 amino acids. The transcript has 24 exons. Gene Ontology annotation, molecular function: calcium ion binding. NCBI's taxonomy places the organism in Eukaryota, Metazoa, Echinodermata, Echinoidea, Temnopleuroida, Toxopneustidae.
UUCAUUGUAAGUGAUACAUAAUUUAGUGGGCCUAAACUAAAAGCAACACUAACCUGUAUUUCUAACCAUCUAACAAAAAGAGUCACAAAACAAACUUUCAGUGUAUACGUGCUUUAUAAGUAGGCAUCUACCAGAUUACAGCCGCAACAGAGAGCAGGUCGGAGAAAAUGCAUCGCCUUUUGGUCAUAUCGGUUAUUUGUACAUUCCUCAUGAUUACUGAUCAAACAGAGGCUUGGACAAGGCGGCGACGACGGAGAACUGUUCCACCCCCUCCCCAAGAUGUAUAUUGUCCGGUUAACUACAAUUCACCAUUGAAUAAUACCAACAGUCUGUGUCCCGCAGGAACAACCAUACCCGAGAAUACACGUUGUGAAUUUAGCUGCCCUACUGGGUACAAUCUCGUUGGGAAUCAAUCUGUGUAUUGCAUGUCGGAUGGUUUGUUAUCUGACGAGAUUGGAUGUGAAAUUAUUACCUGUCCUGUUUGGGGGUAUACGUGGCCUCUGAACGGAUCAUGUGACUCGAACUCUAGUGUUGAUUGGUCGACUGAGUGUAGGUUUGAAUGUGCCGAGGGAUAUCGUCUGGAAGGGGAUGAUAUUGCAAGAUGUGGGGAUGACGGACAACUCAAUGGAUCCCUCCCAACCUGUACAAUUAUUACCUGUCCUGUCCCUAACUAUAACACGCCUCUGAAUGGAUCAUGUGACUCAAACUCCAGUGUUGAUUGGUCGACUGAAUGUAUGUUUGAAUGUGCAGAGGGGUAUCUCCUUGAAGGUGACCACGCUACAAGGUGUGGAGAUGACGGACAAUUUAACGGAUCUCUUCCGAGUUGUACCAUUAUUACCUGUCCUGUUUGGGGGUAUACGUGGCCUCUGAACGGAUCAUGUGACUCGAACUCUAGUGUUGAUUGGUCGACUGAGUGUAGGUUUGAAUGUGCCGAGGGAUAUCGUCUGGAAGGGGAUGAUAUUGCAAGAUGUGGGGAUGACGGACAACUCAAUGGAUCCCUCCCAACCUGUACAAUUAUUACCUGUCCUGUCCCUAACUAUAACACGCCUCUGAAUGGAUCAUGUGACUCAAACUCCAGUGUUGAUUGGUCGACUGAAUGUAGGUUUGAAUGUGCAGAGGGGUAUCUCCUUGAAGGUGACCACGCUACAAGGUGUGGAGAUGACGGACAAUUUAACGGAUCUCUUCCGAGUUGUACCAUUAUUACCUGUCCUGUUUGGGGGUAUACGUGGCCUCUGAACGGAUCAUGUGACUCGAACUCUAGUGUUGAUUGGUCGACUGAAUGUAGGUUUGAUUGUGCCGAGGGAUAUUGUCUGGAAGGGGACGAUAUUGCAAGAUGUGGGGAUGACGGACAACUCAAUGGAUCCCUCCCAACCUGUACAAUUAUUACCUGUUCUGUUCCUAACUAUAACACGCCUCUGAAUGGAUCAUGUGACUCAAACUCCAGUGUUGAUUGGUCGACUGAAUGUAGGUUUGAAUGUGCAGAGGGGUAUCUCCUUGAAGGUGACCACGCUACAAGGUGUGGAGGUGACGGACAAUUUAACGGAUCUCUUCCGAGUUGUACCAUUAUAACCUGUCCUGUUUGGGGGUAUACAUGGCCUCUGAACGGAUCAUGUGACUCGAACUCUAGUGUUGAUUGGUCAACUGAGUGUAGGUUUGAAUGUGCCGAGGGAUAUUGUCUGGAAGGGGACGAUAUUCCAAGAUGUGGGGACGACGGACAACUCAAUGGAUCCCUCCCAACCUGUACAAUUAUUACCUGUUCUGUUCCUAACUAUAACACGCCUCUGAAUGGAUCAUGUGACUCAAACUCCAGUGUUGAUUGGUCGACUGAAUGUAGGUUUGAAUGUGCAGAGGGGUAUCUCCUUGAAGGUGACCACGCUACAAGGUGUGGAGAUGACGGACAAUUUAACGAAUCUCUUCCGAGUUGUACCAUCAUCACGUGUCCUGUUUGGGAAUAUACCUGGCCUCUGAACGGAUCAUGUGACUCGAACUCUAGUGUUGAUUGGUCGACUGAGUGCAGGUUUGAAUGUGCUGAAGGGUAUUUCUUUGAAGGAAGCGUCACUGCAAGGUGUGGACUUAGUGGAGAGCUCAACGGAUCAAUUCCAGAUUGUAACAUUCUCUGUGAAGUUGACUACAUGUCACCACUAACCAACAUUAACAGUGCAUGCCCGGCAGGAACGAAAAUUACUGAGAAUACACAAUGCGAAUUUAGCUGCCCAACUGGAUAUAAUCUAGUCGGAAAUUCAACAGUUUAUUGCAUGGCAAACGGUCUUUUAUCAGACGAAAUCGGAUGCGAGAGUAUCAAUAAAUGUUCAGCUUUGCCAUGCAGUGCUGAUGCUAACAGUUUCUGUGUCAAUAGACUGGGGACUUUCCAGUGUAGCUGUUACGAGGGAUAUGAGAAUUCCAUAGAAAACCCACAGUGCAGUCCUGGUAUUCCAACAAUAGCAUGUCAAAUCAAUUCAUGUAUGAACGGGGGUACUUGUAAUCAGGAGCCUACAACGUUUACCUGUACCUGUCCUUCCGGAUUCACAGGCUUGAUGUGCCAAAAUGAUUUGAGAUGCAAUGACGUAGUUUGUGAGGAUACUCAGACUUGCUUCCAAGGAGCAUGCGUAUGUCAAGAUGGCAGAGUUCCUGUGAAUGGCGUGUGUGAACGGUCAUGUUCCCAGAGCUGUGUUUUGGAACAGGAAAGAUGUGUUCUCUCUUCGUGUCGAUGUCGAACCACAUGGUACAGGAGAGAAAUAGGAAAUGGUGUAUCUCGAUGCAGCAAAGCAAGUCGUCUGUUAAGAAUAUCCUACAUUCUCUUUGCUAUCAACGGUGUUCAAGUUAACUUUGAGGCCUCGUACAGAGAUCCGCAGAGUGCAGAAUAUAUAGCCGGGGCGGAAGCAAUUAGAUAUGUGAUACCGAGGGUACUAAAAGCCAGAGGUGUUGGGGGUGUCAUCACUUCUGUGGUCUUGGGGUAUUUCAAUGGUAGUCUCGGUGUAGAUUCUGCUGUCUCCGUAGAUGAAACCUUCGUCGGUGAUGAGACCACUUUGACCGACGCUCUCAUGCAGGAAAUGAUAGAAGGCCAAGAUCAUCUCACAGCUGAUAAUACCAGUCUUCGUAUUAACAUGGCAUCACUUAAUGUUGCAGAAAUCACUGAAGUAGAUGAAUGCGCUGAUGGAAGCCACGAUUGUGACACUUACGCCGUUUGCAUCAACACUGAUCCAGGACUUGGAUUUGAUUGCUUAUGCAAUGAGGGUUAUGACGACCUUUACCCAGUUACACUACCCGGUCGAUACUGUGUUCUUGCAUCUCCGCCUGACCCAGACGAAACGCGAAAAGAUAUCGCAGAUGGUUCAAUAAACGUCGCCCUCAUUGCUGGACUUGUUCCAGGCCUGGGGAUUGUCUUGGUGGUCAUCUUCACCUGCGCAUGCGUCACAUUCGUCCGCUCGCAGCGUCAGAAGAAUAUGGCGGAAAUGAUGUUUGGAGAUCGACCUACCUCCUUAAAUCACUAUUCCAGGAACGUUAAUGACGAGCUGUCGUACCGAAAGGAAAGUUCACAGUCGGAUGUCUACUACCUAUAUCCUGGUUCGAGUGGUAAUUCGAGCAUAAAGACAGGAUAUUCACAUCGAAGUAGGAAUCCCGUAUCUACUAACAGACGAUCGGCAUCGAGCGCCAUUUACAACAAGACGACGCCAUCUAUCAUGGGCAGCCCAACCUACGACUAUUCUGGCUCUGAUACCAAUCAUUCAACCACGGUUAACGGUCAACCAAAAGGAGAACGGGAUACGGGUUUCAGGCGUUCGACCACGAGUACAAUCUAUAACAGCAUUGCUACGAUCUAUGAAUGAUAGUUUAAUUUGACCCACUAGGGUCCAACGACAUGGCAACAGACCCCCAUAUAUUUUUUAUUAAGGGUUUCUGAUAACUGAACUGAAAUGCAUUUGAAUAGUUACUAGAUUCUAGCUCGGCUUAAUCACCUGCUAAUUAUUUGAAAUUUGUGCAAGCUUUACGAGCAAAUAUGAAACUUCGGAGAUACAUGCCUUCGUUUAUACUGUAAGCAAAAAAAAAAUCAAAACCAUUCAUAAUAAUACUAGAUGAGCAUGGGGACUCUAAGUCGUAGAAGUGAUAGUCAUUUGUAAAAUACGUCAAAUCCAUUUGGAUUAUUAGAAUAAUUGAAGUUUAUGAAAUGGUUCUUUUUUUUUUUUUGGGGGGGGGGUUAAUUGCAUCCAUCGCCUUCAUCUUCCCCUUGAUUAUCCAAAUUAUGAUAUGAUAUUUUCAGUGGAAACUAUUCCCGUUCUGCUUUUUAAUCGUAUUGGUACUAUUAUUAUACUAUUGUUUCUACGGGGCGAGCUCAUAUUGUAUUGCUUUAAAAAAAGGGGGGGGGGGACGGGCAGCCUUAAACAUUAUCGUCUUUAAUUCCAAUGUUGCAUUCAACUAGAUGUUGUCUUUUGUAUGUAAAUGAUAUAGCUUUCCGAUACAAGUUUAAGUUUUACAAUAUUUAUUUUGAAUGUUAACAUUAAUUAUAAGUAUAAUUGCGUGGUGUUGUUUGCUUUAUAUAAUGUCUUACAGAUGAAAAUAAAAUGGGGAGAAAACGCAAAAAACCAUGCCAUCGAAAUUACGUUUCUACAUUAUACAGUGCGUAUCAAAAAAAAGUUUACACUUAGAAAA